AUGGUUGGUCUCACGUCUUGCACCAUCAAGAAAACAGGACCUCGCCAAACCUCAAGUGGGCAUGUUGUUUCUGGUACCAAUAAAUCGCAAAAGACAGGCAAUGGUGGCAUGAAGUCAAGAAAAGACCUUCCCGUUGGCCAAAGUAUUGGACUUGAAUUCAACGAACCGCUUAAUAAUCCAAACUGGCGAAGUAGACGCCCCCCUGAUGAUCUAGGGAGCCCGACAAUGACGACGCGGAAGCAUGCGGAAGCGCAGAACCAUCACGAUACUCUUUCUACGCUCGUAUCAUGUCAAAAAGCCUCAUCUUUCCAAUCUUAUGCACUAAACACCGGCCCUGAAGAGCUGCUUCGACACCCCCAAGUCGAGUUUGGACGCUCGGCCGAGCCUAACCACUACGCUAACAACGACAAUUCAAGAUGGUGCCAGUACGAUAGCUUACCAGUGAAUCAAGGAUCUAACAGUCAUUUCUUUGACGUAGUAGAACACACCAGAUUGUAUGAUCAAGGGGUGGGACGGCGCAGGCUUGACUUGUUUGGCGUGAGAGGCAGCCAAGACUCCCACCAUGGAAACCCAAGGUGCAUUUUGACCAGGGUAUCCUCUGGUGACGAAAGCAUUGACGAUGGAUUUAUUCAGAUGAUAUCGCGACAACAUACUCUAACGCCAGAUGAAAGUCAAGGGUAUCAACUGAUAGCCGCUCUGAACGCAACCGAGCCCACACCACAAAAGGGCUGCGGGUCGUCCAUCCGUAGCCAUGAUGAAUCGCAACAGAAGUCCGGUCUUUCAGAGCAAAGCAAUUCCCACACAGAUACAAAAAGUGGCAAUUUCAGGUCAUUUAGAGUUGAUUCAAAGGACUCCGGGUUUUCACUAUCCUCGGGUAGUCACCAGGACUUCAAUAUCGAUCAUGACAUUCAAGACCAAAGGACUUCAAAUAUUUCAGAGGAUCAGAAAUAUGCUUUGGAACAAAAGGAUAUUGCGUUUCAAAAGCUAAUAAAACGGCUAAAUGGGUCCGGGCCGCAAGACAAGAAAUCGGUUGAACUGAGCCGUGACAGCGGAUAUGAACAUGAUUCCAUCCGGCAAGACAGUCAAGCUGAGCUUCCACAGGCGGCACUCACGACUGAGAAAAGCCAGCCAACACACGAAACCAGAAGGCGGGUUCAUACUGCAUCGGACUUUGCAGUUGGGUACUGGCCCAGAUCUGGAUCCCAACGAGAAGACCAUUCCACAGACUCUGGUAAUGGCGAGGCGAUGGAGAAAAGUAAUACGCUAAAUCCAAAGGCCAGAGAGUUCCUAUCAUUUUCGCAAAGUGGUGCGAGGAAGCAAGGAAAGGCGCGGCGUCCAGCGUUGCUUUCGUUUGACAUCUCAAAUGAAGAGCAGAUAGGUGGUGAUUCAUCGCGCGAGUCGCCUUCUCCUGAAGCUCAGCAUAAAGUGCCGGUGGUCCCCGUCAGUCAAUUUGGCUCUACCACUGGAACAUUGCCGGUAUCGACUUUGAAUACUCCAAGUAUUCCUCUCCUUUUUCAGCCAUUCCCAGAUUCGACUACCGCUAUAUUGGGAUUGAUUCCACUCGUUCAAGACGCCUAUAAACCCGUGACGGGGCAGACGGGAACCUGGCCGAGUUGUUUCCCAGGUUCAAGCCUCUCCGAUUAUGGCAAAGUGCCUGUGGCAGAUACUUAUGAGCCUCGCUCGGUACAGAACCCUUUAUUUCACGGAUUUUCUGCCAUUUCUUCGUCCACCAAGAUGGGUGUGCCGAAUCCUAGUGGUGCUUCCACCAUGAACCCAGCAACAAACUCUCUGCCGCGCCGAGUCCCGAAGCCGAAACAACCCAAUCCAAGGGAUCAACAGGAGUACGAGGCUUGGGUUGAAUGGAGAAAGGCGACAGAGCCAGGCUACGCCAUGGCUUGCAAGCUCAGACAACAGCGACGAGCUCAGCGCAAUGGAUCAAAAGUAAAACAAGCCCCUUGA
This is a messenger RNA of Pochonia chlamydosporia 170, 1959 nucleotides long. RefSeq lists its product as hypothetical. The record is from RefSeq and is a predicted model, not a curated record. The transcript has a single exon. Lineage: Eukaryota; Fungi; Ascomycota; Sordariomycetes; Hypocreales; Clavicipitaceae. Bases 1 to 1959 code for a protein of 652 amino acids.